This is a messenger RNA of Ceratitis capitata (Mediterranean fruit fly), 3593 nucleotides long. RefSeq names its product importin-13 (gene cdm). Gene Ontology annotation, molecular function: small GTPase binding. The transcript is spliced from 11 exons. NCBI's taxonomy places the organism in Eukaryota, Metazoa, Arthropoda, Insecta, Diptera, Tephritidae. The coding region runs from base 1 to 2928 and encodes 975 amino acids. Gene Ontology annotation, biological process: protein import into nucleus. Gene Ontology annotation, cellular component: nuclear membrane; cytoplasm. The record is from RefSeq and is a predicted model, not a curated record.
AUGGAAUCUAUAGAUAUUUCGCGCUUGGAGGAGGCGGUUGUCCUGUUUUAUCGUUCAACUUCUCAGGAGCAGGCCAUAACACAUGAAUGGCUUACGAAUGCUCAAACAAGUACACAAGCAUGGCAAUUUUCAUGGCAGCUGAUGGAACUUGGAAAGAGCCAAGAAGUCCAGUUCUUUGGUGCCGUUACUUUGCACUCUAAACUUAUGAAGUAUUGGCAUGAAGUACCUCGAGAAAAUCACGAGGAAUUGAAGCAAAAAAUUUUUGAAAAAAUUAUACAAUUCGCAAAUGGCCCUAAAUUAGUGCUCAAUCGUCUGUGCAUUGCUCUUAGUGCUUAUAUCCUGCAUAUGCUCGAAGAAUGGCCAACCGCCAUAGAGGAUGUCAUAAGUACCUUUCAAAAUCAACAAAUACCAAAUGUCAAUAAAGAAAUGCAACUAUGGAUAAUGCUGGAGGUUCUUUUGGCUAUACCAGAAGAGUUGCAGGCUAUUUUUACUUCAGUUAGAAGAGCAACAAUGCGAGCAGAGGUGGGCAAACGAUUUCCUUUAGUAAUGGAUACGAGUGUAGCUUAUUUAAAUACGCAAAUAGAUCGAGAAUGGGAUAGUGAAUGUUUUAGUAAUAUGACAAAAGCAGUAAAAUGUGUAGGAGGUUGGGUAAGAAAUAUUGGAUAUUCUAUUGAAAAUUGUCAAAAUAUCACCACUAUCUUGCUUAAAAUAAUUAACAAAUGCUACUGGCCCUGCGUGCAAGAUACGGAAGGAGAUGGAUGUAUGUCAGCAGAUGAAAAUGAGUUAGCCGAGACGUGCCUAAAAACGUUAAUUAGUCUAAUUGUACAACCAGAUUGUCACGCUUUUCCCAAAACAGCGUUUGUACUUAUAAAAAUGUGUCUCGAUUCUUUGUCAAAUAUCACAAAAAUGGAAUGGAAACGUGAUAAUAACAAUGAAGACAUUGUGCUCAAUAUUUACUUACUUUUCGUGUCGUUUAUGGAGAGACACUCGCAAUUGUUAUUAAGUGGAAUUACAAGUUUGGAUCCAGAGCUCUCGACUCUCUACUCUCGCCUUGUCCACGAGCUUCUGCAAUGCACAGAUAAACCAGGAAUAUAUCCUGUAGAGGAAUCAUGUAGUAGCAUGGGUUUGGGAUUUUGGUAUCUUUUACAGGAUGAAGUUUUCGCAAUGCACAACUAUGAUGAACGCAUGAAAUGUUGGGAAUAUAUAAAGCCAUUAUAUGCACAUGUAACCAAUAUAUUGGUGAGAAAAUCUGAGCAACCAGAUGAUAAUUCCAUAGACAAGUGGUCAUCGGAUGAUUUAGAAAGUUUUCGUUGUUAUCGGCAAGAUAUAUCAGACACAUUCAUGUACUGCUAUGACGUUUUGCAUGAAGAUAUACUCGAUAUAUUGGCUUCUAUUUUGAAUGAAACUAUUGCAGAAGUACAAGCAAAUCCAACACACUGGACUAAACUGGAGGCUUGUAUUUUUUCAUUUCAAUCUGUUGCCGAGCAUUUUGCCGGUGAUGAAUCUAAACAAUUACCAAAAUUGAUGCGUGUUCUUUCUGAAAUUCCAUAUGAUAAAAUGAAUGAAAAGCUGCUGGGCACUGCACUUGAGACCGUUGGCUCUUACUGUCAGUGGUUAAAAGACAAUCCCGCUUAUAUACCGCCAGCCAUUCAGCUGUUAGUACGGGGCUUAAAUUCGAAUAUGUCCGCUCAGGCUACCUUGGGUCUAAAGGAGCUUUGCUGUGACUGUCAACUGCAAAUGAAACCAUUUGCAGAACCUCUUUUGAAAGCUUGUCAUGAUACCCUAACGUCAGGACAAAUGAAAAAUUCAGAUUGCGUGCGAUUAAUGUACAGUGUCGGUAAACUUAUGAGCUUGCUUCCGGCUGCGAAAAUACCAAGCUACUUGGAUAUAAUUGUUGGACCAUGCUUCGAGGAAUUACAAACUAUUUGCCAGCAGGAGAAUAAAACACCUGCAACACGUAUACGCACGAUUUUUCGGUUAAAUAUGAUAUCAACGUUAUUUGCUUCACUGAACACUGAUUUAGAUGAUGAUGAUCAGAUUGAAGAUUUGGAAAAUGUGCAACCUGUACUUAUGGUGAUGCAGAAAACAAUGCCGAUAUUCCAAAAAAUCGCUGAACUUUGGGUAGAAGAACUAGAUGUGCUCGAGACUGCUUGCUCCGCUUUGCAACAUGCAAUUGUAAAUUUGAAACAUGGCUUUCGACCUAUGCUACAGGACCUUUGUUGUUUUAUUGUGGCUAUUUUUCAAACACGUUGCUGUGCACCAACAUUGGAAAUUUCAAAAACGGCAAUCAUAAUAUUUUAUAAGGAUGAAGGAUGCAAGGCGUUAAUGCAACAACUUUUAGUAGAACUAGUAGUUCACAGUUUUAAGUUGUUCGAUUCCACACCAGAUGAUGGUUUCUCAAACAUUGCCGACACAAUAGAAAUGUUUUACGCUUGUCUCAUGCAAAUUAUUAAAAAAAUACCACUAGCUUUGGAUAAUGAAGCGAUUGCUUUCGACAGACUCAUAUACUAUGCGUUAAAAGCAAUGACACUGCCAGAAAAUGGUCCCAUACGUACCAGUGUGCAGUUCCUUUCCCACUUCGUUCAGCAAUCGCGUAAUUUUCCGGCUAUGACACAAGCAGUAUUAAAUGCCGGCGAAGAGAUAAUUCGCACUGCAGUGUUGUGUGUAGCUUGUGUCACUCCGCGUCAACAAGUGGAAAAAUUUGCUGAUAUUUUCCUGUCUAUUAAUAAGAAAUAUCCAGCUGAAUUGGUUUCCUGGCUUAGAUCAGUAAUGCAGUUGCCAAACUUUCCCUCUCUGCUCGUUGAUGAAACUGAGAAAUCAAAAUUUGUUACGUUGAUUUUAAGGGAAAAGGUCAACAAGCGUUUGGUGCAGAAACAUCUAUGUGACUUUGCGAUAAAAGCGCGAGGUCUGGCAGAUAGAUUGCAAUAGAGACCAAUUAAUUAGGGGCAAAAAAUGAAUAAAUGAACGAAAGGACAUCCUAAUUGCCAAAUUAUAAAAAUAUUAAAAAUAAUUGUAGAAUCGCAGUAUUUGUUUUGCUGUCCCGUUAUACAAUUAUAGAAAUAAUUUAAGGUUUUUUUUUUUUAAUUUUAGGUAAUAGUGCAACGACACUAAUUUCAUUAUUUAAUUUUAAAUUCAUUCAAUUACUUAUAAAAAGAUUUGCCGUGAAUUUAUGUUCAACAUUUUAUUUAUGAAUGUCAUAUAAGUACCUUAAAUUAUUGUUGUAAAAAAAAAGAUGAGUCCAAUCAAUAAAAUCGGUAAAAUUCUACAUGUUUUUUUGUCAUUAAGUUAUGAUUCGAUAUCAGUUAUUGUCACGGCUUAAUGGUUAGGCAAUGAUUUAGAAUUACCUAGCAAUAACCAAUUUCCAAUAACUGUAUUUUAAUAAAAAUUGUUUAAAAACGUAUUGUUUAAUUAAAUUAUGAUAUUUACUUACAUAUGUAUGUAAACUAGUUUAAAACUUAAUUUCGCGUACGUAAAUACCGAUUUUUAAUUAUAUUAUGUAAUAUCAAGGUAGUUUAUGUAGUUUUGAAUGACGGUAUGUGUGUAUCUGUUUGAAUAUUUGCUCCAUAAUACACAUUUUUGACACGUAAAAGCCU